This is a messenger RNA of Musa acuminata AAA Group (dessert banana), 662 nucleotides long. Its product is annotated as protein GLUTAMINE DUMPER 3-like. The record is from RefSeq and is a predicted model, not a curated record. Lineage: Eukaryota; Viridiplantae; Streptophyta; Magnoliopsida; Zingiberales; Musaceae. Bases 44 to 529 code for a protein of 161 amino acids. The transcript has a single exon. Gene Ontology annotation, biological process: regulation of amino acid export.
GUCAACUUCUCUCUUCUGUGGACAACGGAGGGAUACGUCCAGGAUGAGGGCUGGGGCGGGUUUCAAUGCGACGGCGGUGGCGGCGGCGGCCGCGCCGGUGGUGACGGGGGGAGGCGACCACUUGACCUGGCACUCACCGGUGCCGUACCUCUUCGGCGGCCUGGCGGCGAUGCUGGGCCUCAUUGCCUUGGCGCUCCUUAUCCUUGCUUGUUCGUACUGGAAGCUCUCCGGGUACCUCGAGGGCGGCGAAGACACGGGCAGCGGCGUCGAGCUGUACGUCAAGCCCGUCGCGGCGCCCACGGUCUACGAGGAGAAGGUCGUGGUGAUCAUGGCCGGCGAUGCGAAGCCGACGUUCCUCGCCACGCCCAUGUCGACCCGGGCGUCCUCUUAUGGUGAUCGAAGCUCUCAGAACGACGAUGAUGAUGAUGAUCACGAUGCGAAGAAGAAGGAGGAGACUGGAAAUGAGACGAUGACGAAGACGAAGGACCAAACCCAAAGCCACCGUGAGAACCAGGACGCACAAGUCUGAGGCUCCUUUUCCCUUUGUCUUCUCCUUUUAUUCUUCUUCGAGCCAUCAAGGCUGUAAAAUUUUCAGGUGAAGAUGAAACAAAGAACUGACCUUUUAGCGAAAACAAAUCAAAAUGAUCUCUUUUUAAUUGAAA